AUGGCUGCACAGAUCAACACCGCCAUGUCCACCACAGCAGUUGAAGGCGUCGCGAAAGAUUGGAGCCACAACCUCCCUCCAAACCUCGCCAAGGAUCUCUGGGAAAGUGGGAAUUAUUCAGACCUCCUGAUCAAUACCCCGACCCACACAUUCAAGGUACAGCAAGUGUUCGUCUGCUCACGGGCGGGCACCUGGACUCAGGGCCUUCGUUCAAGCGAUGACCGAUUCAGCCGUGGGUAUCUUACUCAUCCUAUUCUUACCAACAAGUACAUGCGACUAGAAGACAAUCUCCGCGUCGUGCUGCGGUGGACGGAUGGUCUACCAAGCCCACAGAUGCGCCUCAAUGAGAGGCCAACGGAAGCGGAAGCGUUAGAGAACUUCAUGUGUAUACUGCCAGUGCGACAUGCGUCUUUCAUGUGGGCCAUGCAGGAUCUGAUCGGACAUACUUCUGAGAUCAUCGCUGAACGUUUUGACGAUUGUCGCUCGAUUUGCCGUUUUGCACAGAUGUGUGUUCUGCUUUUCAGGCAGAUCCUAGGCCAGGAUGAGGCAGUCGCAAGGCUGGUAGCAAGGUUUGACGAGGCGGUUAAGGACAGUGAGUCCUGGAAGAUCUUGAAGGAGAAGGCAUUGUUGAAGGAGGUUGAUAAGGUGCGCAAGGCAGAGAACUGA
Molecule: messenger RNA, 666 nt
Organism: Fulvia fulva
Lineage: Eukaryota; Fungi; Ascomycota; Dothideomycetes; Mycosphaerellales; Mycosphaerellaceae
Exons: 4
Coding region: 1-666 (221 amino acids)
Source: RefSeq, a predicted model, not a curated record